Molecule: messenger RNA, 462 nt
Organism: Cricetulus griseus (Chinese hamster)
Lineage: Eukaryota; Metazoa; Chordata; Mammalia; Rodentia; Cricetidae
Source: RefSeq, a predicted model, not a curated record
AUGUUGUUUUUCUGGAGAGUCUGCACUUGGUGCUAUGUGACAUGUAGCAACUGCACUGACCUUGGUCCUAAGACACUCCUGGAAGCCCUGGAGCUCUUCCUUUUGAUUGUGGCUGAGAUUUAUGCUCAUUUAGAUUAUAGGCCCCUCCCUGGGUGUGAAAAGUGCUUCCGGGAUCGGCCUGAGGUCAAAUGCCAUCUGAAGGUACACCAAAACAAGAAGGCAGUGGCUGGCAACCUGGAAGUAUGCCAUGAAUGCUCUACCUAUGUAACACCUGGAUCCCAAGUCCUCAUACUCAGGGGAAAGGAAAGCUGGCUGGAUCGUCUGCGCUGUAAAAAUCCAGGCAGACCCAUUAGGGUCUGGGGACUUCUGAGUCAUUUGCUGGGCUUUCUUCAUGAACCCUUGAUGCUGGGAAGGAUUUCAAAAGUAGAGGAAUCCUCAGAGGAGGGAGAGAUGAGAAAAUGA